UUGCCGUGUCUUUUUCUUCCACCGCUCUCUGAAACCCUAAGGUGGGCUUCACUCUAGCGUCCUCGUUUCAAUGGCAGCCGCCGCCGCCGUCCGCCCUCUCGUCACUGUCCAGGCCCUCGAGGGCGACAUGACCACCGACUCUCCUGCUUCCGUUCCCCUCCCCGACGUUCUCAAGGCUCCGAUCCGGCCGGACGUCGUCCGCUUUGUCCAUGCCAACCUCUCCAAGAACAGCCGCCAGCCCUACGCCGUCUCCAAGCGCGCUGGCCACCAGACCUCUGCCGAGUCCUGGGGCACUGGUCGCGCCGUCUCUCGUAUCCCUCGCGUCCCUGGCGGUGGUACCCACCGCGCCGGCCAGGGUGCCUUCGGCAACAUGUGCCGUGGCGGCCGCAUGUUCGCCCCCACCAAGACCUGGCGCCGCUGGCAUCGCCGCGUCAACAUCAACUUGCGCCGCUAUGCCGUCGCCUCCGCUCUCGCCGCCUCGGCCGUCCCCUCUCUCGUCCUCGCUCGCGGCCACCGCAUUGAGUCUGUCCCGGAGCUUCCUCUUGUGGUGUCUGACUCCGUUGAGGGCGUAGAGAAGACUGCAGCCGCCAUUAAGAUCCUCAGGCAGGUCGGCGCCUUCCCUGAUGCUGAAAAGGCCAAGGACAGCCAGGGCAUCCGCCCGGGUAAGGGUAAAAUGCGCAAUCGCCGCUACAUCUCGCGCAAGGGGCCCCUGAUCGUCUAUAGCACCGAGGGUUCUAAGAUUGUCAAAGCUUUCCGCAAUAUUCCUGGAGUCGACGUUGCCAACGUUGACCGCCUAAACCUUCUGAAGCUGGCUCCGGGAGGCCACAUCGGCAGGUUCAUCAUCUGGACCAAAUCAGCCUUCGAGAAGCUGGACUCAGUGUUCGGAAGCUUUGAUAAACCAUCUGAGAAGAAGAAGGGCUAUGUGCUGCCGUGGCCAAAAAUGGUCAAUGCUGAUCUGUCGAGGAUCAUCAACUCCGACGAGGUGCAGUCGGUGGUGCGGCCUAUCAAGAAGGAGGUGAAGAGGCACACAUUAAAGAAGAACCCUCUGAAGAAUCUCUACACACUGCUGAAGCUGAAUCCCUAUGCCAAGACCGCCAGGAGGAUGGCUCUGCUUGCUGAGGCACAACGUGUCAAGGCCAAGAAGGAGAAGCUUGACAAGAAGAGGACCGAGCUUAAGAAGGAAGAAGCUACUGCAAUUAAGGCUGCUGGUCGGGCAUGGUAUAAGACUAUGGUCUCAGAUAGUGAUUACGCAGAGUUUGAGAACUUCUCCAAGUGGCUAGGCGUGACUCAGUAGAGAGCUUCGAGUUAUCGGCAUCAGAUUAUGGUUUUUCUUUCUUUUAUCAACUUGGUUAGGACUUAUGUGUAAGAACGCCUGCUGGUGGACGUGCUUGUUGGAUCAUACAUAUUGAACUAAUUCUACUUUGCUUGCUUGGCAAAAAACAAAAAAAGACUUAGUUUUUACAACUUAUGAACUUUAUAUUGAACGUACGGAUUGUGAGUUAUCAUUCA
This is a messenger RNA of Musa acuminata subsp. malaccensis (wild Malaysian banana), 1509 nucleotides long. RefSeq names its product large ribosomal subunit protein uL4. Gene Ontology annotation, biological process: translation. Lineage: Eukaryota; Viridiplantae; Streptophyta; Magnoliopsida; Zingiberales; Musaceae. Gene Ontology annotation, cellular component: ribosome; cytosolic large ribosomal subunit. The record is from RefSeq and is a predicted model, not a curated record. Gene Ontology annotation, molecular function: structural constituent of ribosome; RNA binding.